This is a messenger RNA of Aspergillus glaucus CBS 516.65, 894 nucleotides long. Its product is annotated as alpha/beta fold hydrolase. The record is from RefSeq and is a predicted model, not a curated record. Gene Ontology annotation, molecular function: catalytic activity. The coding region runs from base 1 to 894 and encodes 297 amino acids. The transcript has 3 exons. Lineage: Eukaryota; Fungi; Ascomycota; Eurotiomycetes; Eurotiales; Aspergillaceae.
AUGCCCAACACCAAGACCGUAGACGUUCCUCACCUGGGCGGCAUUGAUGCCGCCUACCAGAUGCCUCAUCCAUACGACCCCGCGAAGCCCACGCUCGUGCUGGUCAAUUCAUUCACCACCUCGUCUGAGUUGUACAGCAAGCAGUAUGCCAACAAAAAGCUCACGGAUAAUAUGAACCUGAUUGCCAUCGAGCUUCUGGGUCACGGCCAGACGCGCACCAAGCGCGAACACUGGACAUACUGGGAUACGGCGGAGAUGAAUCUCCAGGUCCUGGAUGCUCUGGAUAUUGAGAAGGCUUUUGUGCUGGGGACGAGUCAGGGCGGUUGGAUUACGGUUCGGAUGGCAUUGAUGCGGCCGGACAAGAUUAUCGGUAUUAUCCCACUAGGCACGUCUAUGGAAUAUGAAUCCGAACCAACCCGCCAACUUGGCUGCUGGGAUGCUCCCAAUCUCCUCGCCCCAACUAUCGAUGCUUUCACAUCGAAUGAACCAACACCGGAUUUCGAGCCGCCUCUCGCCUACUGUGACAUGCUAGUUAACACUGGCUUUGGCGAAGAUUGUCCGACGGAGACGCGCGAGUACUGGCGCAAGACCAUCCGUGAGAACUAUCACGGUGAUGACGGCCGACGCCGGAUUCGCAUGUCGGCAAUUAAUUUGAGGGAUCGGGAUGGGCUGCACUCGAGGUUGUUUGAUGUUAGGUGUCCAGUAUUGUGGUUGCACGGAACGAAAGACGUAGUCUAUUCGCUUGCCAAUGCGCAAAGGGAAAUUGGACUAUUUGUGAAUUCCCCUGAUGCGAAACUCGUGCCGGUUGAGGGUGGUGCUCACUUCCUGAGCGCCUCGAAUCCCAAGAAGGUUGAUGCGGAGAUCUUGAAGUUUGUGACCAAGUACAGCCAGUAA